Phaethon lepturus (White-tailed tropicbird) is the source of this 630-nucleotide messenger RNA. RefSeq names its product catsper channel auxiliary subunit delta (gene CATSPERD). Gene Ontology annotation, biological process: flagellated sperm motility; sperm capacitation. The record is from RefSeq and is a predicted model, not a curated record. NCBI's taxonomy places the organism in Eukaryota, Metazoa, Chordata, Aves, Phaethontiformes, Phaethontidae. Gene Ontology annotation, cellular component: CatSper complex; sperm principal piece.
AUGCAAGCUCAGCUUGCAGUUCGCAGGCUGGAGAUCUCAGCAGUCCUACACUUUGGAAAUCCUCAUAGGAGACUUCCAAAACAAGAUUAUUACAUUGACAUGAAUGAAAGUUUGCCUUUGGAGGCCAUAUCUGUGCCCAAGCCAGGCAAAAGGUCCACACCCUUGAUGACAGUGAGCAACCCUCAUGUGACGACUUUCAGUGAGUAUGUAAUUGAAGUGGGAUUUACAGACUAUGGAAACACCAAAUACCUCUUGCACACAGUUCCGAAGCAGCAGUAUUUCUCUGAGUUUGCAGAUGCUGAUUUCUGUGACAGUGUAGGUGACCGAGAGAUGACUACUGUCACCGUGGACCCCGACAACCCCAUCUGUUGUAUUGAUGUGCCUCCCCUGACUGCGCUUCUUGUAGUGUCCUGCCCACCUACAAAGCACAUCAGAUUUGUAGAAAAUAUUCUUGAUGGAGAUAAAAAUAAUAUCAUUUUCCCUCCCUACAAUGGUCUAUAUAUCUUUAAAGCCAUUGUAGUAGAUAUAUUUCAGAGUUAUUGUGAUUUAUCCAUAACCUUCUCAGUGUAUGUCUACGGCGCUUUUCCCACGAACUAUACUUCCUAUCUCAUUUAUCACUCUAAAAAGUGA